Messenger RNA from Mytilus californianus (California mussel), 1587 nucleotides. RefSeq lists its product as uncharacterized. Gene Ontology annotation, cellular component: mitochondrial outer membrane. The transcript has 9 exons. Gene Ontology annotation, biological process: mitochondrial protein catabolic process; mitophagy by internal vacuole formation. NCBI's taxonomy places the organism in Eukaryota, Metazoa, Mollusca, Bivalvia, Mytilida, Mytilidae. The coding region runs from base 130 to 1413 and encodes 427 amino acids. The record is from RefSeq and is a predicted model, not a curated record.
AAUAAGGUCACUAACCAUGCAUAUCUGGUCUAAUACCGAGAAAUCAUUUAUAUCACAAACAUGGAGGACUUCAAAAUAGAAAAUUGAUGCUGGAGAAUGUAUAGAAAGUAAUACCUAGAACAGAAAAAGAUGUCAACAAAUAACAGUGAAAACGGAGGAGUCGUUUUUAAAAUCCUUAAGCCUACCGCCCCAAAGAAAAAAGACGGAAAUGAAGUAUUUGAUUCGAAAAAAGAAGAAGAUAAUCAAAAGCUCACUAAUGAAAACAAAAGAUUAAAAAAGGAAAAUGAAGAAUUGAACCAUAGACUACUCGAACAAAAGAAGCAAUACGAUAAGCUUUUAGCUGAAGUGGAAGCGGAGAAAAAACAAAAGAAUAGAUUAAGUAUCGAACGCGAAAAAACCUUUAACGAUUUAAAGAAGACUUCUGUAGACAAAACUUUGAAAGACGAGAAUUCUAGACUACACGAAGAACUGAACAAACUUAACAUUGAAAAUGCUGGUCUCCGUAAAGAGGUAGAUCGAAUUCGCACAAGCUUAAGUAAAAUAGCAGGAGAAAGAAUGACCGAUGGAAAUCCUUACAUAACAGAUUUAAGUGACCCUCAACGUCCACAGAAACUUUCAGAGAAAUUUAAUAGUCUAUACGACAAUUCUUGGACGGAUGCCUACGAAAUUAUCAACACCGAAGGCAUGGACGAGAAAAUGACAUGUGAAAAACUAAUAGCUAUUUUCAAAAGUUGCUGGGACUUUUGUUGUGAUGUUGCAAAAAUGCAGCUGUCAGACCUGCAUAACAUACUGCUUUCUCUUGAAGAAAAGGAAUCAAAGGAGGAGAAAACGGUGAAAAAUGAAUUUCCAGUUCAAAACAGUAAAAUAAUAAAAGAAACAAGAAGAUCGUUCGCUGAACAGUUUAUACCAACAUUGUGUGAGAGCUACUGGCAAAGACAAAAAGAUACUGGACUUGUUGAGGACUUACAACCAUAUGUAGAUAAAUGCAUCGAACUUUGUUGGUAUAGUGCCAUCAGUGAUCCACCCUUAGUGUAUACAUUUGAAGCAAAGCAAAAUAUGGAUGACUUUCGGGGAUACACAAAGAGUGGUGAUGAGAUUGACUACGUUGUGUGGCCUUCAAUGUAUUUACACGAAUAUGGUCCGCUGCUAUAUAAAGGUGUUGUCCAAUACAAAAUGACUGACAAGCCGGAUGAUGAACCCGAACUUCAAGAGAAAACGGAAGAUCUUGUGACAGACAAAACGGAUGGUAAACCCGAACUUCAAGAGAAAAAUGAAGAUCAUGUGACAGACAAAACGGGUGGUAAACCAGAACGUCAAGAGCAAACUGCAGAUCACGUGACAGACAAUACGGAUGGUAAACCCGAACUUCAAGAGAAAACUGAAGAUCAUGCAGAAAAAAAUGGACAGAAUUAAUACGUUUUACUUUUUAUUCACUUUUUUAUUGUGACAUGUUCAACGUUUAGUUUCCACAAGAACUAUAGUAUUUUUGUUAUAAACUAGUUAAUCAGAUAUAAUUAUAUUUGCAGUAAUUUAUAUAUUUAUAUUCAGAUGAUCGUACAAAUGUAGGUAAUAAAGUUAUGUAAACUU